UGCAUGUCCCAGCACGUGCGGUGGCCCCUUAAAAGGGGAGCACCUGGCUUUGGGCAACUGGAGAAGAGCUGGGCCAUCAGGAGGAAUGUCAGAGUCCAGGGCCCUGCCCACCAGCUUUGGGGAGCUCGAGGUGUUGGCAGUGGGAACAGUCUUGCUGGUGGAAGCUCUCACAGGCCUCAGCCUCAAUAGCCUGACCAUCCUCUCCUUCUGCAAGACUCCAGAGCUGCGGACCCCCAGCCAUCUGCUGGUGCUGAGCCUGGCUGUGGCAGACAGUGGGAUCAGCCUGAAUGCCCUGGUCGCAGCCAUAUCCAGUCUCCUCCGGCGCUGGCCUUACGGCUCUGAUGGCUGCCAGGCACACGGCUUCCAGGGCUUUGUGAUGGCGCUGGCCAGCAUCUGCAGCAGCGCAGCCAUUGCCUGGGGGCGCUACCACCAUCACUGCACCCGUAACCAGCUGGCAUGGAACACAGCGGUCUUUUUGGUGUUCUUUGUGUGGGUAUCUUCUGUCUUCUGGGCAGCACUGCCCCUCCUGGGCUGGGGUCACUAUGACUAUGAGCCACUGGGGACAUGCUGCACCCUGGACUACUCUAGUGGGGACAGAAACUUCAUCAGCUUCCUCUUCACCAUGGCUUUCUUCAACUUCCUCCUGCCCCUCUUCAUCACACUCAUAUCCUAUCAGCUCAUGGAGCAGAAACUCAGGAAGACAGGACAUCCCCAGGUGAACACCACCCUGCCGGCCAGGACACUGCUGCUCGGCUGGGGUCCUUAUGCCCUGCUCUACCUCUACGCUGUCAUCGCAGAUGUGGCCUUGCUCUCUCCCAAGCUGCAGAUGGUGCCUGCACUCAUUGCCAAGAUGGUACCCACGGUCAAUGCUGUCCACUACGGCCUGGGCAGUGAGAUGGUCCAGAAAGGAGUCUGGCAAUGUUUCUCACCACAAAGAAGUGAGCAGGACCGAGCACGGUGAGCCUUCCUGUGGGGUUACUCGGACCCAGGCCCACCCCUGCUGCCCUGGACUGAGCCUCACACCGGGAGGCUACCCAAGAGUCCUGUCCCAGAGCUUCAGAAACCAAGAUCUAGUCACCUCCCCUCCCCAGUGGCCUUGCAGAGCCCAGCUGCAACCAGACACGGGAAUUCAAGAGAAACCAGGCUGAGUG
Erinaceus europaeus (western European hedgehog) is the source of this 1151-nucleotide messenger RNA. RefSeq names its product retinal G protein coupled receptor (gene RGR). Gene Ontology annotation, biological process: phototransduction; G protein-coupled receptor signaling pathway; visual perception. The coding region runs from base 86 to 961 and encodes 291 amino acids. Gene Ontology annotation, molecular function: G protein-coupled receptor activity. Gene Ontology annotation, cellular component: membrane. The transcript has 7 exons. NCBI's taxonomy places the organism in Eukaryota, Metazoa, Chordata, Mammalia, Eulipotyphla, Erinaceidae. The record is from RefSeq and is a predicted model, not a curated record.